AUGGUCAUACAGGCAGGUCGACACUGGUCGGACCAUUUCAACUUCUUCAGAAUCCACCUUGUUGUCUUUAUCACUCUACCGCUCAUUCUCAGCGGUAUAUUUUAUGCGAUCAAUGUCGAACCGAAUAUCGCCUUCAUCGACUGCCUGUACAUGUGCUAUGCCGCCAUGACUAUGACUGGACUGCAGUCUGUCCUCUUCGCCAACAUGACGCGAGCACAACAAGGGAUUCUCUUCAUACAGCUCGUCCUGGGCUCCAUCGUGACAGUCUCGAUAGUGACCAUCGUCGUCAGACUUCGCGCAUACCCCGCACAGUCUGCGAACACGGCGAGGUCAUCACGAAGCGGCUCGACCUCUCUCGAGCUGGCGCGGCGAAAGCAAGAUGGCAAGCACGUCAGAUUACAUACAGGUCUCAUCAGGCGCACUGCUGAUGAGGUGCGAGUCAACGCGCUUUCCAACGCGGGCAACGAAGCCACGCCGAUGGAGUCUCGCUCUCUUCAAUGUCAUGAGCGCAUCCCGUCAGGACCCACGCAACUCACGUUUGAUGAGACGACGCGCUCGCCUGUCCUCCGUCAUCGUCGGUCUGAUAGCACCACACAUCGGCCGUCAAUCUACAGAGGAUUGGGUGGGUUCGAGAACCCAGCUCACUCGCUCUAUCGGGUCUUGACCGGCCAGGUAAGCAAUGCACACGCCAUUGGCCGAACGACGACUCAAAUCUCGACCCACUCGCAUCGUCAUCAUCUCGCUCUAGCUGGGACGAAGCCUAUCUCGUAUCUCAGCUUUGAUGCUACAAUAGGUCGAAACAGCAGAUACCUCGAUCUCGCGCCCGAAGAGCUGGCAGAACUCGUGGAGCUCGAACAGCGCGCUCUCAGGUUGUUGCUCAUCAUAACGACAAGCUAUUAUUUCGGGCUACAGCUACUCUUCGUCGCCGUACUCGCGCCGUACUUCGCAGUCGGGAACUAUAGUGAGAACUUCACGCAAGCCGAGGGUACAAGCAGCUCGAUCUGGUUCGUCAUCUUCAAUACCUGGUCCGCCUUUGGCAACAAUGGCUUGAGUUUGCUGGAUGCCAACUUCACAGCUUUCCAGAGCUGCUACCUGCUCAUCCUUUCGACUUCGUUUCUGAUCCUGGCUGGCAACACAUGCUUUCCUGUCUUCUUACGUGGCAUCAUCUGGUCUUUGUCCAAAUUUGUCCCGUCCGAGCACACGCGUGGAGCGCUCCACUUUCUGCUGGAUCACCCGAGACGCUGCUAUCUAUAUCUAUUCCCAGCAAAGCAGACCAUAUGGCUUGCCACUAUCGUAUUCGUCUUCACAGCCAUCGACUGGCUCUCCUUCCUCGUGCUCGAUAUCGGCAACGAUCUCAUUGACACGAUACCGCUCAACGUACGUGUCAUUGACGGCCUCUUUCAGUCGACCGCCGUGCGAACAGCGGGCUUCUCGAUUGUACCCUUGGCAACUACUGCGCCUGCCGUACAAGUCUUGUUUGCUACGAUGAUGUAUAUCAGCGCAUUCCCCCUGACGCUGUCCAUUCGCACGACCAAUGUGUACGACGAGCAGGGGCGGGCCUCUGAAGGUAGCGAGGAAGAUCGUCUGGCGCAUCAUGCAAGAAAACAGCUCGCCUUCGACAUCUGGUGGGUCGUCCUCGCGAUCUGGCUCAUCUGCAUCAUCGAAAGGCAUGGCAUCAAUGAUCCCAGUCAAACCUCUGUCGGGAUUUUCGCCAUCGUGUUUGAAGUCAUUUCCGCUUAUGGCACAGUCGGACUGAGUCUGGGCGCGCCGGGCGGGACAUCGCUUUCUGGCACCUUCCGUACGCUCUCCAAGCUCAUCAUCAUUGCCGUCAUGAUUCGAGGUCGACACAGAGGUCUGCCCAAUGCGCUCGAUCGGUCUAUCUUGCUGCCGGCCACCAUCGAAGCACUUCGACUCGAUCAAGAUCAGGACGAAAUGAAUGGAGAAUGCGAUGGCUCAAACGACUCCCGGCUACUUGACGACAGCAGAUCAGCUAGUCUGACGCGUCCGACCCCAUUGAGGCCAAAACGCUCAACACGUCUGCAUCUCACUGGGCACCUCAUCAUGCGCACACCCAGUCUGCUGCUGCUCGUCAGACGCACCAGCUCGACGUGUUCAAUCGACUGCGCACAUGCGAAGGCGCACCUCGAGUCUGACAGUGCAACGCUACGGACGGAUCACUGCAGAGAAGACUGCCUCGCGGGCGGUACAUCUGCGCUUAAAAGUCGACAUCGAUCGCGAAAGUCGCCUCAUGUGCCACCGGUGUGCGACUACUUCAACUGCAAACACUUCACAUCGCUCGCUUCAGAGGUUGUGUCACUCUCAACCAAGCGAGCGAGAGCUGAGACCGACAGUAGCACUAUGCAGCAAAGGCCGCGCGCAUGGGCAUCAGCCGGCACGCCUUCAUCGCCAUUGACGGCGACCGCUACCGCCAUGCUCGCACAGCGUCAGGUCCAGGUUGACAUGCGAGAUUUUCCGCCAGAGAGGAUCCGGUCGUUCACAGUGAUUGCGCACAUUGAUCACGGCAAGUCGACGUUGAGCGAUCGCCUGCUCGAGCUCACAAAGACGAUCCCCGCCAUCGCUGGCUUCAGCAACUCACAAGUCCUCGACAAGCUCAAAGUCGAGCGAGAAAGAGGCAUCACCGUCAAGGCCCAGUCGGCGACGAUGAUCCAUAGACACACAGACGGUCACAGAUACCUUCUCCAGCUCAUAGACUCGCCCGGUCACGUUGAUUUUGCAUCGGAAGUCCAUCGUGGCCUGUCAGCGUCGCAAGGCGCUUUGCUCCUCGUUGACGCGACUCAAGGCAUACAAGCCCAGACACUCUCUGUCCUCGAAGCCGCUCAACAACGUGGUAUCAGCAUCCUCGGCGUGCUCAACAAGGUCGACUUAGGUCAUGCCGAGCCCGCGAAAGUCGAAGCGGAAAUGCGCACGCUGCUCGGCCAGUCGGAUGAAGAGAUAUACCAUGUCAGUGCUAAGACUGGUCUGGGAGUCAAAAACCUUCUGUCUGCUUGUGUAGACCAUCUGCCGCCCCCGCCGCGGCUAGAAGACAAUAUCACGCCAAAGGCGCUCGUUUUCGACAGCUGGUACGAUGGCUUCCGGGGCGUCGUCUCCUUGCUUGCCGUCAAGUCUGGCUCUUUUGCUGUCGGCGACAAGAUUGCAUCCUAUUAUACCAAGAAGACCUACACCGUCACCGACCUGGGCAUCAUGCAUCCAGACCAAGUCAGCCUCAAGCCUGGCCAGCGAUUGUCGACAGGGCAGAUAGGCUGGCUGACUUGCGCAAUGAAAGACCCUCUCGAUGCGCAAUUAGGAGACACCUUCUAUCUCGCUGGACAACCUGUCGAGCCUUUCGAACAGCACAGUCCGCUCAGAAGCAUGAUCUUUGGCGGAAUUUAUUCGCAAGAUUCGCGCGACUUUACACGGCUUGAAGAGUCCGUCAGGAGACUUGCCCUGACGGAUCGCUCUGUGCAAGUAUCGCGCGAGAGCUCACUUGCACUGGGUCAAGGCUUACGGCUCGGCUUCCUCGGUGCGCUGCACAUGGACGUAUUUCGCCAGCGCCUGGAAGACGAAUACGAUGCCGAUGUCAUCGUCACUAAACCUUUCACGACGGUCAAAGUCAUCUACAAGAAAGGCACAGAGGAGAUGAUCGACAGCCCCAAUGACUUUCCUGAAGUCAAGCUCAUGUCCUCAGGAGGCAUCAUCGACCAUAUCGAGGAGCCAAUCAUUAGGGCAACGAUCGUGACGCCAGACGAGUUCGUCGGACCUGUCAUGGUCCUCUGCACCAAUCAUCGCGCUCAGCAAGACUCGAUGACGUACCUUGACGCCUCUGCUUCGGCAACAGGCGAAGGACUCAGCGGUCGCCGAGUUGUCAUGACCUAUACUAUGCCGCUCUCUUCCAUUGUGACUACUUUCUACUCGAGCCUGAAAAGUAUCACGAGCGGAUAUGCCUCUUUCGACUAUGACGAUGCAGGCUGGCAGGCAUCUGAUCUCGUCAAGUUGACUGUCUUGAUCAACGCAACACCCGUCGACGCACUCGCGUUUGUCGUUCACCGAUCCGAAGUCGAGCGCGAGGGCCGAGACAUUGCUACUCGGCUGAGGACCGUCAUACCUCGGCAACAAUACGAGGUUGUCAUCCAGACAGCUGUAGGCUCAAAGAUUGUCGCUCGUGAGCGCAUUGCUCCCCUUCGCAAAGACGUGACUGGCCAUCUCUAUGGCGGUGAUAUCACUCGCAGGACAAAGCUCCUUGAUCAACAGAAGAAAGGAAAGAAACAGCUCAAGGCAAGGAGCGUUGGCAACGUCGUCUUGCCAAAUGAGGUCUUUUCACGCGUUCUGACAAAGUAG
This is a messenger RNA of Mixia osmundae IAM 14324, 4335 nucleotides long. RefSeq lists its product as uncharacterized. Gene Ontology annotation, cellular component: mitochondrion. Lineage: Eukaryota; Fungi; Basidiomycota; Mixiomycetes; Mixiales; Mixiaceae. Gene Ontology annotation, biological process: monoatomic cation transport; transmembrane transport; positive regulation of translation. Gene Ontology annotation, molecular function: monoatomic cation transmembrane transporter activity; GTPase activity; mitochondrial ribosome binding. The coding region runs from base 1 to 4335 and encodes 1444 amino acids. The transcript has 7 exons. The record is from RefSeq and is a predicted model, not a curated record.